Neltuma alba is the source of this 1434-nucleotide messenger RNA. RefSeq names its product F-box protein FBW2. The transcript is spliced from 3 exons. NCBI's taxonomy places the organism in Eukaryota, Viridiplantae, Streptophyta, Magnoliopsida, Fabales, Fabaceae. The coding region runs from base 311 to 1276 and encodes 321 amino acids. The record is from RefSeq and is a predicted model, not a curated record.
GGUCUGCCACUGUGUGUCUUUACUCUCCUUUGGUUCCUGGUGGUUGCAUUCAAGCUUUGGGUAGUUGGGUGGAUGGCUCUUGUUUUUUAGUCUUUUUCCCCUUCCCUCUUAUCUUCUUCUCCCUCUCUUUUUCCCGGCGCAUGUGCCGGAUGUCGCCUAUUCUGUGCAAUUCAGAUUCUAGAAGAGCUUUCUCGCUUGCCAUACAUUACGCCUGGAGUCGUUCCGUUUCUUGUUAAUGCGGACAAGUCCUUGGAAACUGAAUCAGAAAUCUAACAAGGCAUAACUUUCUUUGCUGUAAGGGGCAGAUUGGAUGGAAGUAGUUUCUGAGUUUCGAAGUUGGGAUGAGUUGAUUCCGGACGCACUGGGUUUAAUCUUCAGCAAUCUGUCACUGCUGGAGAAAAUGACGGUAAUCCCCAGGGUCUGUAAGUCGUGGGCUAAAGCUGUCGCUGGACCUUACUGCUGGCAGGAGAUUGACAUUGAGGAGUGGAGCAGCCGUUGCCAGCCUCACCAAAUCGACCGCAUGCUUCGACUGCUCAUCACGAGAAGUUCUGGAUCUCUCCGCAAGCUCUCUGUUUCUGGCCUCCAAACCCAUUCCAUUUUCACUUUCCUAGCUCAAAAUGCUCGGUCGCUCCAGACUUUGCGAGUGCCGAGGAGUAAUAUGAGUGAUUCCAUAGUUGAAGAUAUUGCUGGAAGGCUUUGUAUGAUAUCUUUCUUAGAUGUGAGCUAUUGCAUUAAAAUUGGUGCUUAUGCUCUGGAGAUAAUUGGCAAGAACUGCAAAUUGCUGCAAGGGUUGUGUCGCAACAUGCAUCCUUUGGAUACAGCAGGAAAGCCCUUCCAAGACGAAGAAGCCUUUGCAAUUGCCGCCACCAUGCCUAAGCUCAAGCAUCUGGAAAUGGCUUAUCAUCUCAUCAGCACAGAGGGCGUCCUUCGAAUACUCUCAGUGUGUCCUAAUCUUGAAUUUCUGGAUCUGAGGGGGUGUUGGGGAGUCAAACUCGAUAACAUGUUCCUGAAGCAGAAUUUUCCAAAACUGAAGGUCCUGGGGCCUCUUGUUCUAGGCUACUAUGAGAGGGAAGGCUGGGAUGAUUGCUCCGAUUUCUCGGAUACUUCUGAGUAUCUGUCCUGGGAGUUUGUUGCUGGUGAUGUGGGUGACUAUGAUGAUGAUGAAAGUGAGAGUUAUGAUGGGAUGUGGGACGAUGAAGGAAGGCUGGAGGAGCUGGAGUUAAGGUUCUAUGAAGGAAUUGAUGAUGCAAGAAUGUAUUGGCCGCCAUCUCCUUAGCCUGUAUUUCUAUCUCUCGUAAAUUGCACGCCCUCCUACUUACUAUGACUAAUGCUGCUUCUUUUCUUGACUCUUUCUGUGCUUCAUCAAUAUGUAUUGCCUUGGAAACGAAGCAAGUUUUCUUUUCCCCCUACUUAAAAUUUCCUUCUUCCCUAUCA